UUGCACCACACGAACCAGCACACCAUACUGGGUGAUGACAUCUUUAGAGGUCUCCAAAUCAGCACAGAUUGGAAAUGUUUUGUCUGUCAUUUUGAUUCAAAAUAGCACCUAAUAGUUUCCAAACAUAGACUAAAACCUGCUCCUCAGUCUCAGGAAUUAUUGUGCUAGAUUUAACUAUAAUAGAAGUAUCCCAAUCAGUGUAGUUCAUAAUGUUUCAUUCUGCCAUCUUGAUUCAAAAUAAUGUCCAGUAUCCAAAUAUAGAUGAAAACUAGCCCUACAUUUUGGUAACCAUUGUGCAAAGGUUGCCAAUAGUAUUUCAAGAGGCAUACCGAUGUAUAGAGAACAGAUGGAGUGACAGAUGGACAAACAACUCUCCAAAAUAUGUAGCAGACUAGAAGAAGUAAUUCAUUAAAUUGAAAAAUUAAAAGCACUCAUGGUGGAAUGGACAGAUGAAUUCAAGAACGAUCCCCAACUUAGUCUGAUAUCUGCUAUGAUAAAGAAUCUUAAGGAGCAAGGUGUUAUGUUUCCAGUUAUUGGUUCACAGGUUGCAGAACAAGCAAAAGCAAGCCCAGCUCUAGUAGCUAAAGAUCCUGGAAUAGUAGCAAACAAAAAGGAAGAGGAGGACCUAGCUAAAGCCAUUGAAUUGUCACUUAAGGAACAAAGACAACAACAAACAACGCUUUCCAGUCUUUAUCCAAGCACCUCAAGCCUCUUAACAAAUCACAAGCAUGAGGGCCGAAAGGUUCGGGCUAUUUAUGACUUUGAAGCUGCUGAAGAUAAUGAAUUAACAUUUAAAGCUGGAGAACUUAUCACUGUGCUUGAUGACAGUGAUCCAAACUGGUGGAAAGGUGAAACUCAUCAAGGGACAGGAUUAUUUCCUUCUAAUUUUGUAACUGCUGAUCUUACUGCUGAACCAGAAAUGAUGAAAGCCGAGAAGAAAACAGUGCAAUUUAGUGAUGAAGUUCAAGUUGAAACAAUUGAACCAGAGCCUGAACCAGUUUAUAUCGAUGAAGAUAAAAUGGACCAACUGUUACAAAUGUUGCAAAGUGCAGAUCCAACUGAUGAUCAGCCAGACCUCCCGGAGCUGAUCCAUCUUGAAGCAAUGUGCCAUCAAAUGGGACCUCUCAUUGAUGAAAAGCUAGAAGACAUUGACAGGAAACAUUCAGAGCUCUCAGAGCUCAAUGUUAAAGUGAUGGAGGCACUCUCUUUAUGUACCAAGUUGAUGAAUGAGGAUCCAAUGUAUUCGAUGUAUUCAAAACUACAAAACCAACAGUAUUAUAUGGCUCAAUCUGGUGUUUCUGGCUCUCAGGUUUAUCCAGGGCACCCUCAAAGCAAUGCAUACUUGGUAGCAGGAAAUGCACAGAUGAGUCAUGUUCAAGCUUACAGUCUUCCAUCGGAGCAACUUCCGCCUCUGAAUCAAAGCACAGUUCCUCCAGCAGCAAGCUCUGGAUUACCUACCCAGCCUGUUCAGACACCUUACACAAAGUAAUAAUGGAUGUUGUUUGGUUCUUUUAUUGUUUGUUUGUUUUGUUUUCUUGAUUUAUUGUAUUUAUUGUAUUU
This is a messenger RNA of Rhineura floridana, 1560 nucleotides long. Its product is annotated as signal transducing adapter molecule 1-like. The coding region runs from base 434 to 1489 and encodes 351 amino acids. The record is from RefSeq and is a predicted model, not a curated record. Gene Ontology annotation, biological process: protein transport to vacuole involved in ubiquitin-dependent protein catabolic process via the multivesicular body sorting pathway. Gene Ontology annotation, molecular function: phosphatidylinositol binding; ubiquitin binding. The transcript has a single exon. Gene Ontology annotation, cellular component: ESCRT-0 complex. NCBI's taxonomy places the organism in Eukaryota, Metazoa, Chordata, Lepidosauria, Squamata, Rhineuridae.